This is a messenger RNA of Cetraspora pellucida, 381 nucleotides long. The record is from the annotation of a GenBank genome assembly. NCBI's taxonomy places the organism in Eukaryota, Fungi, Glomeromycota, Glomeromycetes, Diversisporales, Gigasporaceae.
AUGCGCAUUUUCCUUACUUUUCACAUACUUUUCCUAAUAUCCGUCUUAAUAAUCACAUCAAAUGCUAAGCAUAAUUCUACAACAAUCGAUCAUCUUAAUAUAAGCAGAGCUCUUAUAAGUCAGGAUGAAGAGAUUGAAAUUUAUACAUACGAUAUAAAUACUUUUGUUGUCAUUGGUAAUCCUCCCGUUCCAUACAAUAAACGUCAUAAAUCCAAACGUCAUUAUAACAUAUACAAACGUCGUCAUCCCAUAAUUUACAGUAAACGUCAAUAUUACGGCGAUUCGGAAAAUUCCACAAUGUCUUUAGCAUCAAUCUUGAAAAAUGGAAAUUGGUAUUUCACAGUAAUAACCUUAGGUAUUUUAAUUAGUUCUUUCUUAUAA